AUGGCAACCACCACAGAAGGGUCCUCUCGGCUCCCCGUCCAAGUCCAAAAACCCACCCCCUACACCUUCGAUCUCGGGCUACUCCUCGCCCAAGAUCCCAACCCUUUGCAACUCAGCACCGCUUCGCAGCUCGAAGAAGACCUGGCGGCCACGGCGCGAGAUGGCGCGCAGGCGCUGAUCAAUCAGUUGCUGAGUACGUGUCCGAUUACGUCGACGCCUAGUGGGGUUUUGCUGUCGCUGCCUGCUAUUGAGUCUAGGAUUCCUAGGGAGAAGCCCCUCCCAACGCCCGCGGCCCAAACGACCUGGCAAAAAUUCGCAGCCAAGAAAGGCAUCAAGCCCAAGAGCGCCGCGACACGGCAAAACCUACAAUACAACCCUGACACCGGCGAAUGGGAGAAGAAAUGGGGUUACAAGGGCGCGAACAAAGCGAAGGAUGAUCAGUGGAUAGUCGAGGUUGAUGAGAAGAAGGAGGUUGAUGGGGAUGGGGGCCGCGGGGCGGGAAGGAGGGAGAGGAGGGAGAGGGUUAAGAGGAAUGAGAGGUUGAUGAGGAGGAAUGAGAGAAGGGGUAGGAAGGGCGGUGGGAAUUAG
Molecule: messenger RNA, 588 nt
Organism: Amorphotheca resinae ATCC 22711
Lineage: Eukaryota; Fungi; Ascomycota; Leotiomycetes; Helotiales; Amorphothecaceae
Exons: 2
Coding region: 1-588 (195 amino acids)
Biological process (GO): endonucleolytic cleavage in ITS1 to separate SSU-rRNA from 5.8S rRNA and LSU-rRNA from tricistronic rRNA transcript (SSU-rRNA, 5.8S rRNA, LSU-rRNA); ribosome biogenesis; ribosomal large subunit biogenesis
Cellular component (GO): nucleus; preribosome, large subunit precursor; nucleolus
Molecular function (GO): protein binding
Source: RefSeq, a predicted model, not a curated record